CAUGUCCAACUAUAACUUAACGGAGCCAAAGACCAAAUGUGUACCAAAGAAAAAAUUGCCAAUACCCCAUUUAUAGGAUGGCCCAUUGCUAACGAGGACAUGCUCUAUCCUCUUGAGUCUUGACAGCCAAGUCUUAUGAUUAUCAACUUCUGAAAUUUGGAUUUGGUGAAAUGGAGGGGCUUCCAUUGCAUACACUGUUUCACUUUCCUCCAGUUCUCCAAUCUCCCAGCAGUAAGAGAUGGAGAGAUGCUAUGACUAUGGAUUUUUAUGGUCAAUUUGCUCCACUAACAGUGAAAAGCUUGCCAAGAAGAGGGCUUUUGAAGGCUAUUGGAUUCAAUACCGUCCUAUCAUGUGUCAGUCCUGUUUUUGCUGCUCCAAUGCCAGAGGUGAAGGAACCUCAAGUUUUCGGUAAAAUGUUUUCUCAUAUGAGAUUUUGCUUGGGAUUUGAAGUGUACAGGACACUGAAGCUUGAUAGUGGGGUGAGGAUUCAAGAUAUUAUUGAAGGAGAAGGUCAAAAAGCUCAAGAAGGAGAUCUUGUUGAAGUAAAUUAUGUAUGCCGCCGCUCAAAUGGAUAUUUUGUCCACAGCACGGUGGAUCAAUUCAGUGGAGAAAGCUCACCUGUCAUACUUCCUUUGGAUGAGAAUCAGAUUAUCAAGGGCUUGAAGGAGGUUCUAAUUGGCAUGAAGGUUGGAGGGAAGAGAAGAGCAUUGAUUCCACCUUCUGUAGGGUACAUAAAUGAAAACUUGAAGCCAGUCCCUGAAGAGUUUGGUCCUCGUCGAAGCCUUUUCUCUCAUGCAAAUGAGCCUUUAAUAUUUGAGGUGCAGCUCUUAAAAGUCCUAUGAGUUUUUCUUUGUUAUACAUACCUUGUAAUGAAAUUAGAAUUAUUUUUAUUUUUAUAUCUUUAUUCAAUUGGAGUUCUCAUUCUUGUGAA
Hevea brasiliensis (rubber tree) is the source of this 931-nucleotide messenger RNA. Its product is annotated as peptidyl-prolyl cis-trans isomerase FKBP16-1, chloroplastic. Bases 171 to 842 code for a protein of 223 amino acids. The transcript has 8 exons. The record is from RefSeq and is a predicted model, not a curated record. NCBI's taxonomy places the organism in Eukaryota, Viridiplantae, Streptophyta, Magnoliopsida, Malpighiales, Euphorbiaceae. Gene Ontology annotation, molecular function: peptidyl-prolyl cis-trans isomerase activity.